Phymastichus coffea is the source of this 864-nucleotide messenger RNA. RefSeq names its product NADH-ubiquinone oxidoreductase subunit 8 (gene ND-23). Gene Ontology annotation, cellular component: membrane. Bases 124 to 729 code for a protein of 201 amino acids. Gene Ontology annotation, biological process: mitochondrial respiratory chain complex I assembly; mitochondrial electron transport, NADH to ubiquinone. The transcript is spliced from 4 exons. NCBI's taxonomy places the organism in Eukaryota, Metazoa, Arthropoda, Insecta, Hymenoptera, Eulophidae. The record is from RefSeq and is a predicted model, not a curated record. Gene Ontology annotation, molecular function: 4 iron, 4 sulfur cluster binding; NADH dehydrogenase activity.
AGUAGAAAACUUUUCGUAGACAUUAUUAAUAUAUAAAGCCCUUAAGCCUAAUAGUAUCAGUAUUGAAUUGAUACUCACAAGUCAAACUCCACAUCAGUGCGCUGUUUUCAUCAUAAUCUGAUUAUGUCCGUCUUAUUGCCUGCAAGAGUUUUCUUGUCUACCCGUAUUACGCCAGCUCUAGUGGGAGUUAGUCUUCGCAGCAAGUAUUAUGAUGUUAAUCCUGAAAAGGGACAGGAAUGGAAAGAUAUCACAGAAAGAGCUGUAUCGACGUUGUUUUAUCAAGAAUUGUUCCGUGGUCUAGGGAUCACCUUAGCACACUUUUUUAGAGAACCAGCUACCAUUAAUUAUCCAUUUGAAAAGGGACCAUUAAGCCCAAGAUUUAGAGGAGAGCAUGCACUUAGAAGAUAUCCAUCUGGAGAGGAAAGAUGUAUUGCAUGUAAGCUUUGUGAAGCAAUUUGUCCAGCACAAGCCAUCACUAUUGAAGCUGAAGAACGUGCAGAUGGAUCAAGGCGUACUACUAGAUAUGACAUUGAUAUGACUAAAUGUAUUUAUUGUGGCUUUUGUCAAGAAGCUUGUCCUGUUGAUGCUAUUGUUGAGGGACCUAAUUUCGAAUUUUCAACAGAAACGCAUGAAGAAAUGUUGUACAAUAAAGAAAAGUUAUUGAAUAACGGUGACAAAUGGGAAUCUGAAAUUGCUUCUAAUUUACAUGCAGAUCAUUUAUACCGUUAAAAUAAUGUUAGUGAAACUUAAAAUGAGCAACUUUUAGAGAAUUAAAAUGUUUAAUAAGGAUACAAAAUUAUUUAACAAAUGUUUAUUAUUUCCAUCUUAAUUAAAUAAAAAAUAAAAUAUUUUUUCUGUUACUGA